GCUGCGAGUUUAUAAAAGGUGGAGCCUGCUCGGUUUCUUCCAUUUGAUUCUAGAAAUUUCCAAGAAUUGUGUUUUGUGAGCAUGACCAGUUAUUCUGACAAAGGAUCUAAGCCCACCAACGGUAGAUUUCUGUAUUUUGACCACCUUACUUUUUACGUAGGCAACGCCAAACAGGCGGCUUCUUACUAUAUCACACGUCUAGGAUUCGAGCCUGUAGCAUACAAAGGACUCGAAACCGGAAGUAGGGAGUAUGUACACUAUGCGGUUCGUCAAAAUCAGAUUGUCUUUGUCUUUGUUUCCCCUUACAACCCGGAAGAGAAGGAUCUGAACUCGCACCUUAUGAAGCAUGGAGAUGGUGUCAAAGAUAUAGCAUUUGCUGUGGAUAACUUGGAAGGAAUUGUUACAAAAGCAAAGGAACGUGGAGCAAAAGUUGUGCAAGAUAUCUGGGAAGAAUCAGAUUUCAACGGAUCUGCACGGUUUGCAACAAUUCAAACUUAUGGAGAUGCCACCCAUACAUUCGUGGAUCGAAGCCUCUACAGAGGAGCAUUCUUACCAGGAUACAUUCAGUGUGCUGAAGAUCGAUUAGGGAAGCAGCUGCCUCCAGGGAAGCUGGACUUCAUUGACCAUGUUGUUGGCAACCAACCAGAUGGUGAAAUGGAAUCGGUUGCUAAAUGGUACGAGAAUGUUCUGCAGUUUCACAGAUUUUGGUCGGUGGAUGACAGUCAAAUCCACACCGAAUUUUCAUCUCUGAGAUCCAUCGUUAUGGCCAACUGGGAGGAAAAUAUCAAGUUGCCGAUCAAUGAACCAGCUUUAGGAAAAAAGAAGAGUCAGAUUGAGGAGUUUGUGGAAUACUACGGGGGAGCUGGAGUUCAGCACAUCGCAUUGAAUACCCAGGAUAUCAUUACUAGUGUGAGGAACCUGAAAGCACGAGGAAUUGAGUUUUUGUCAGUUCCUGAUAGCUACUAUGAUGCACUUAGAGAAAAACUAAAGCACAGCAAAGUGAAAAUCGCUGAAGAGCUGGACAUUCUACAAGAACUUAAAAUUCUGAUCGACUAUGAUGAAAAUGGUUACCUGCUGCAGAUUUUCACGAAGAAUAUGCAAGACAGGCCAACUCUGUUCCUUGAAGUGAUUCAAAGAAGAAAUCACAAUGGAUUCGGAGCCGGUAACUUCAAAGCCUUAUUCGAAGCCAUAGAGGUUGAGCAAAACAAGAGGGGAAACCUUUAAAGGAAGAAAAAUCAGUUCAAUUUUGAUUCUAUAACUAGUUUAGGAGUAAUUUAAGAAAAAAAUCGCUGAGUUAGGCUAAGAGUUAUAUUAGUGUUAAGUAUAUAGUAGUAAAAAUAUAAUUUAAACAAAAUGAUAUGCUUUACAUUGGUGAUGGAGGAAAAUAUCACAUUGGUUUCAAGA
Leptinotarsa decemlineata (Colorado potato beetle) is the source of this 1404-nucleotide messenger RNA. It is a transcript of the gene Hpd, whose product is annotated as 4-hydroxyphenylpyruvate dioxygenase. Gene Ontology annotation, cellular component: Golgi membrane; endoplasmic reticulum membrane. NCBI's taxonomy places the organism in Eukaryota, Metazoa, Arthropoda, Insecta, Coleoptera, Chrysomelidae. Gene Ontology annotation, molecular function: 4-hydroxyphenylpyruvate dioxygenase activity. The record is from RefSeq and is a predicted model, not a curated record. Gene Ontology annotation, biological process: L-tyrosine catabolic process.